UAAUUGCUCGUGCUGAAAAGACGUCACGUGACAGGGACCGCGGGAAAGUAAAUCAUCCAAAAUGGCGCAGACUCGGGUUAGUGAAUUUUUUCCAAGCAAAAAGAAGUCACGCCACAGCAAUGCCACAAAACGCCGAAAAGUGGAACUCACCACAACAGAUGAUGACAUUUCAAGUUUAAAACAGGCAGUUAAUCGAAAUGUACAGAUUUCAGAACAAUCGGAAGAGUCAAAAGAGGAGUGCACGAAAACCAACUCUCAGAAAACAAAAACAAGCAAGAGGGUGAAAUCUGUUGCAUCGGCGAAAAGUAAUCAAAAACCUGUACGGCAAUCCGCAAGGAAAGGCAAAAAUGUUGAAAACGAUUCUUGUCAGCGUAAAAUAUCUGAUAUUUUCUCCUCCACGUUCAAUGAAUACAAAAACAACACCGAGCCAUUGUCUUUUAAUUUUCAAGAAGAUGAAACUUCAGAAGCAGUCCCUUCCGCCUGGGAUGAACACGACGGCCCAGACAGUACUCCAACGAAACAAUUACGUCUUAGUGCAGAUACGGCAAGUCGCAGAUCACGCAAGGAAAUUCAAAAUGAGUGUAUUACUGAAGAAAAUACCCCACAGAAAGAAACUCAAGAAGAAUCAGCUGCUCCUACCAAACGCCAUGCAAGGAAACGAUUACAGAUGAGCCAGAAAUCAAAUGUUGAAAAGACGUCUGAAGUGGAUAUGAACUCAAUUGUUUCAUCCAUGAAGUUGCCUGAGAAGAUGAUAUCACCACUUCCUGUGACACCAGAUACCUUGAAAACUCCUACAAAGUCCAAUAGCCCCAGCAUCCCAACGUCUCCCAAUGUGAAGGCUGCCAUAGAGAAGUGCAAGAAGCUGAUGCAGACAGGCCAAGGGGAUGCAAAGACUAAAGAGAAGCAGAUCAAAGCUGAGAUCCGAGCCAGACUGAAGAAAUGUGGCAAGAUGGAGGAGCUGAAGUCCCAGUUGUCGGACAUGAACAGAAAAAUAAACCAGCUGAAGAAACCGCUCCCUAAACUCCAGAAGUUUGACAACAUUGAAAUUGAAGUGGAGCAGCCUGUGGUCCAGCAAAGCCCUGUGAAGAGCAGUCCAGUGAAGAGUGUAUCCAAGGCCCCAGCUUAUGUGCGUCAUCACACGCUAGCUGACCCCGCUCCCCCCACCCUGACCCUCCCCUACAAGUACAAGCUGCUGAUGGAGAUGUUCCGCGGCAUGGACACUGUUGUCAGUAUGAUGCACAACCGCUCUGAGAUCUGCACCUUCUCCAAACUCAAAGUGGCUGUGCAGACCAUGACGAAGAGGAACUUCGAGCAGAGGAACGUCAAACAGAUAAAGCAUGUUUACCCAAGUGGCUACCACUACCGCCAGGAAAGAGUGCCAUGCUAUGGGAAGAAAAUGAGUGACUAUCAGCUGACCGUCGAGGCCAACUUAAGCGGAAAUCCUGGUGGCUGUCUGAAGUCGGGGAACAAAGAUGGAAAACUGAACUUCAACGCUACACAGCUCCUGCAGAGGAAGCAGACGUUCCACAACAACCUGAUAUCCAUUGUCAGACACCAUCAUCAGGAAUUCUUGGCCAAUCUGUCUCGUCCCCUGAACAUACCAGAGAGUAAGAUAACAAGAUGGCACCCAACAUUCCACGUGGAUGAGGUACCUGAGGUUGAGUUGUCUCCCCUGCCAGAGCCUCCCAAUGUCAACAAGUACCAGACUGCAAGAGACGUCCUUGAGCACACCAGGGGGAAGCUCAUUCCAAAGGUGGAACAAGCACUUGCUGAUGUGGCCAAAAACUCACCAUCGUCAGUGAAAACUGAAAUAAAACAAGAAUUGAACGCCCCGACCUCCAAUGCUGCCCCGGCCAUGAAGGGUGUUCCGUCGUCACUGCUUGAGAGGAUCAGAGCCAAGGAGGCCAUGAAGUUGGAGGCGGCGCUGACAAGGAAUCCAGCCGAGGACAAGAAAAAGAGAAUGAUGAAUCGUCUGCCAGACAUGAUCCGAAUUGUUAGAGCUUAUUUUGUGACAGAGAAGAAGCCCUCUAUUCCUCAAGAAACAGUGAUCCAGAAGUUGGCAGAUAGCUUCCGAUCAUCUGUCUCCAUUGGUGAAAUUGAGGCCCAUGUCAAGUUGUUGCUGGAGAUUGCUCCCGAGUGGCUGACAAUGGUGCAGAUCAAGAAGGGGAAGUACUUGAAGAUCGACCGGAACAUCGAUGUGCAGUCCCUGACCGGCAAAAUACAGAACCAGGCCAAAGCCAUACAGUGAACAUACUCCAUACAGAUCUGUUUUAAUAUAUUGUUAAGUUAUUUGUGGUUGGGUUGGAAUAUUUCUGUGACUUCACAUACACUGCAACUCACAGAUUACCAUGUUUGAUAUUAAGUAGCAGGGGGCAAUAUAACUGCUGGCCCAUUGUCCUGUGGCCAGUUAAAAUUUCAGUGGGCUUGCUCAAAUGUAAAGUAGAUGACUCACCUGGCUAGUCAAAAUUCCACCCCUAUGUUUAAUUUUUUUAAUUGGAUCAUCUCGGCGAAAUGACAAGUGGAUGCAUUUUUGUAAUGUUGUGCUCAACAUCUUCUUUAUUUGCUCAUAAAUCUCCAUGAAAUGAGGCAAAUGGAAACCCAGAUUUAGUCGCCGGUUGCGGGAAAAUAAGUUUUUGAGGUAAGAAUUCUAAAUAAACUCAUGUUCAGCCACUUCGCGGCCUCCACCAUUUAGUUGUUAGCCAGCAUGGAGAAGGGCCAGUAACUUUCAAAGGGAGAAAGCCCUGCUUGCUACACACAAAUUUGUUGUUAAAUUUACCCCUGAUAUGAGUAGACUUGUUUACCGCGAAUCUGAAGCAUAUUGAUGUUUGUGGAAACAUUGCAGACUUGUACUGUCCAUUCAUUUGAAGACAGGAAAUACCUGCUUGCAUGUAAUAUACUUAUGCAGCCCAGAUCAGGGUCACCUUUUACCCACUAUGUGAAAAUCUCAAAACGAGUUGAUAAAUGUUUAAACUCCCGAGCCUUGCCGAGUGCUGAUUUUGAUAUCAAUAGAGGCAAGGUUGAGGUUAUGUUUAUCAUCCAAAAUCAUUCUUCCAAAUUUCCUGUUCGUAAACAGUAAUAACAGGUGUCUCGGGUAUAAAAUAGAGAAUCUCACCCAAGUGUCUUUUGAUAUCAAAUAUAUCAACAUGAGUUGA
Messenger RNA from Haliotis rufescens (red abalone), 3152 nucleotides. RefSeq names its product DNA replication factor Cdt1-like. The record is from RefSeq and is a predicted model, not a curated record. NCBI's taxonomy places the organism in Eukaryota, Metazoa, Mollusca, Gastropoda, Lepetellida, Haliotidae. Gene Ontology annotation, molecular function: DNA binding; DNA polymerase binding; phosphatidylinositol-4,5-bisphosphate phospholipase C activity. The coding region runs from base 62 to 2248 and encodes 728 amino acids. The transcript is spliced from 11 exons. Gene Ontology annotation, cellular component: nucleus. Gene Ontology annotation, biological process: DNA replication checkpoint signaling; DNA replication preinitiation complex assembly; mitotic cell cycle.